This is a messenger RNA of Olea europaea var. sylvestris, 927 nucleotides long. Its product is annotated as protein FAR1-RELATED SEQUENCE 5-like. The transcript has 2 exons. NCBI's taxonomy places the organism in Eukaryota, Viridiplantae, Streptophyta, Magnoliopsida, Lamiales, Oleaceae. The record is from RefSeq and is a predicted model, not a curated record. The coding region runs from base 1 to 927 and encodes 308 amino acids.
AUGACAUAUACUAGUGGCUGUGAAGGUCGAAGACCAAGUACUACUACCGGAUCUGUAAGGUCGCAACCAACAAUUCAAACCGAUUGUCAGGCCAGGAUAAGUGCAUCUUCAAAUGAUCAUGGCUCUUGGAGAAUUAAUGCAGUCCACCUCGACCACAAUCAUGGAACAAGCCCAUCGAAAUCCAGGUUGUUUCGAUGCAAUAGAGAAUUGAGUGCACAGGUGAAGCGGAGGCUUGAAGUGAACGAUGUGGCAGGAAUUUCGUUGCACAAAAGUUAUAACUCCGCAGUUGUUGAGGCGGGCAGAUAUGAAAAUAUGACUUGUGUGGAAAAAAAUUGUCGAAACUAUAUCGAACAAGUGAGAUGGUUGAGACUCAGAGAAGGAGAUGCCGCUGCAAUACAAACGUAUUUAUCAAAUAUGCAAGCACAGUGUUCGGGGUUUUAUUUUAGUAUUGAUUUGGAUGAUGAAUCACCGUCGAAGCACAUAUUUUGGGUAGAUAAUAGGUGCAAGCAAGCAUACAAGGAGUUCGAUGAUGUGGUCACGUUCGAUACAACCUAUCUCACAAAUAAGUAUGAUAUGCCUUUUGCUCCUUUCGUUGGCGUCAACCACCAUGGACAAUCAACACUGCUUGGUUGUGGUUUGCUUUCGAAUGAGGAUACAAAUAGUAUUGUGUGGUUGUUCAGGACAUGGUUUCAGUGCAUGCAUGGUGUAGCUCCCCAUGGAAUAAUCACUGAUCAAGAUAGAGUCAUGCAAAAUGAAAUUCAAAUUUUCGUUGAAGCGUUUGAAGAAGGUUGGAUCAUGAUAAUCAAUAAGUUUGAAUUGUAUGAAAAUGAUUGGUUGUUUGGACUAUACGAGAGCCAUAAAGCGUUGGGUUCCUUGCUUUCUGAAAAUCACUUUUUGGGCAGGGAUGUCAACAACGUAAAGAAGUGA